Messenger RNA from Pelodiscus sinensis (Chinese soft-shelled turtle), 1377 nucleotides. Lineage: Eukaryota; Metazoa; Chordata; Testudines; Trionychidae. The record is from RefSeq and is a predicted model, not a curated record.
GCCGUGUUCUACUCCAGCGCGGGGCGCGUCCUCAGCCCGGAGCUGGUGGAAGAGGCGCAGACGCUGUUCGCCACCCUGCUGGACCGGUCGCGCGAGUUCCUGCACGCGCCGCCGGCCCCUGUGCCCAGCGUGGGCGAGUAUCUGCGGACGGAGAUCGCCCGGCAGCUGGAGCAGUGGAGGGGCGAUGCCGAUGCCAAGCGGCUGACGCUGGCCGUCCUUAACACGUGCUUCAAGCUGGAGUGCUGCGUGAGCGGGACCCACAGCAUGGACCUCGUGGCGCUGGGGCCCUUUGGGGAGUACACCAUGCUCCCCGGCCUGGACUGCACCUUCCCCGGUGGCUACGGAGGCCUCCCGGACUGCCUGCUGCGCUCCCUGCCCGAGGGGAGCGUGAUGUUCCACAAGCCAGGCUGGGCCGGCUCCUACCGGGAGGGGGGCCACGAGGGGCGGCCGUUCCCGGUCCAGGUGGAGUGUGAGGACGGCGAGAGGUUCCUAGCAGAUCACGUCGUCGUCACGGUGCCGCUAGGGUUCCUUAAGGAGCAUCACGAGACCUUUCUCCACCCGCCGCUGCCGCCCCGGAAAGCCGACGCCGUCCGACGCCUGGGCUUUGGGACGAACAACAAGAUCUUCCUGGAGUUUGAGCAGCCCUUCUGGCCGGCAGACUGUCAGCUGAUCGAGGCUGUCUGGGAGGACGAGUCUCCCCUGGCCGAGGCUGAGACCGACCUGCAGGCCGGCUGGUUCAGAAAACUGGUUGUCUUCGUGGUCCUCCAGCCACCAGAGCGGUAGAGACACGUCCUCUGUGGUUUCCUUGCUGGGAAGGAAUCGGAGUACAUGGAGACCCUGAGUGAUGCUGAAGUUCUCACAGUCUUGACGGACGUCAUCCGGCGACUGACAGGGGACCCCCCCCUCGCCCCGCCGAAGAAGGUGCUGAGAUCGCAGUGGCACAGUGCGCCCUACACCCGGGGCUCCUACAGUUACGUGGCCGUGGGCAGUUCGGGAGACGACAUCGACGCGCUGGCUCAGCCCCUCCCCGAGGACGCCGCUGACCCUAGGCCGCUGCAGGUGCUCUUUGCCGGAGAAGCCACGCACCGGACUUUCUACUCCACCACGCACGGGGCCCUGCUGUCGGGCUGGCGAGAGGCCGACCGUCUGCUCGGCCUGUACGACCCGUCCGAAUCCCACCAGCACAAGCCUCGGCUCUGAGGCCGCCUGCUCGCUUCUCCCUGCUGCCGGGAGGCGGUGGCUUCCCGUCUCCAGCUCAUCCCUCGACCUCCAGUCCCUCGGGCCCUUGCCGUGGCCAGGCGAAGGGGUUAGUGUCUCUAGCCGGCUCGCUCGCUCUUCAGGGCUUGUCUCCCCCCGCCCCGGGAUCAGACUAACGGC